Molecule: messenger RNA, 1280 nt
Organism: Cucurbitaria berberidis CBS 394.84
Lineage: Eukaryota; Fungi; Ascomycota; Dothideomycetes; Pleosporales; Cucurbitariaceae
Exons: 1
Coding region: 138-905 (255 amino acids)
Biological process (GO): intracellular signal transduction; protein phosphorylation
Cellular component (GO): cytoplasm
Molecular function (GO): ATP binding; protein serine/threonine kinase activity
Source: RefSeq, a predicted model, not a curated record
CAAUUACUGAGCAGACGGCGACGGCCAAGACACCAGUGCUCUUCCGGUACCACAUAACAUUAUCACCGAGGAGAAAAUUGAGCGAAGUCUGCGCCUACGAGAAUCAACCUUCGACUGUUCCACAGCUUCACCUGAAUAUGGACUAUCAACCGCCUCAGGUGGAAUCCUUCGGAGACUUGUGUCAUCUUAGCGAAACAGCCGAUGGAAAGACCUCGCGAUUUGCCGUCACAAGUCGUGAUUACCAGGUCUGGAUCGGCGAAGCUCCGGUUGGUCUCAGUGACUUGAGCCUAGAGACCAUCACGGAUACUCUGAAGUCUGUUAUCCCGGAUGAAGAUAUUUACCCUGAGGCUCCAUCGCAUAUCACGACUGCUUCGGAUUCGAUUGACAGCAACAUUUUCGUCAAAGGCCCCAAAAUUGGAUGCUACAACGAGCUUGUGGGUACUGAUACGUUGCCGAAAUUGCUUCUCCAGGAAGCUGAGACAAUGGAGAUUCUACGAUGCAGUCAACAUAGGAAUAUUGUUCGAUAUCAUGGUGUCAUUACGAGGAGGGGUCGUAUUGUCGGUCUUGCCUUGGAUCGACACCCUCGUACGCUUGACCUUGAAGUCCGACUGCAAAAGCGGAAGAUCGAUUACAAUAUGUGCUUUAACGCGAUCAAGGCAGCAGUGAAGCAUCUUCAUUCACUUCAACUAGCUCAUAACGACCUGAAUCCGAACAACAUUAUGAUGGAUAAAGAUGGCAGCCCUAUCCUCAUUGAUUUCGGCUCGUGUCAGCCCUUCGGGAAGCCCCUCCUCACAGCAGGUACACCGGGAUGGUGCGAUGGAAAUUUCAUUACUUCAGCACAGCAGAAUGACGAAUUCUCUUUGAAAAAACUCCAGGUCUGGCUCCAAAGUAUAGUUAUCAAAUGAAGUAGUUAUGUACAGCUAGGAAGACCUGGUCCUUGGUGGCUGAUAAUUUCGCGAUUGAGGGCAUUCUGAACUUAAACAGUCCACGAAUCGGUGCUCGAAUGUGUGCGUAGAGUGGCCCUGGCUAUCGGUCGUGGUUUUGAUCGUAGUAACGUUACCACACCUAGAUUAGGAUUAAAUGCUGUCAAUACAGGGGCGAUACUGAAUCUGACUGACAUAUUCAAGUUGGACUCAAGCUAUUUCCGUACUCUGAGAUCUGGUUAUAUGAAUAUGUUUUCAGUGGAAUGAACGGAACGUAGUUAACAUAGACUGAAUACAAUAUAUGUAGACGUGGCACGCCAUACCCCGCAGCGAUAAGAUCGCGGCGGGGCAGCGGGG